Sphenostylis stenocarpa is the source of this 1683-nucleotide messenger RNA. The record is from the annotation of a GenBank genome assembly. NCBI's taxonomy places the organism in Eukaryota, Viridiplantae, Streptophyta, Magnoliopsida, Fabales, Fabaceae.
AUGAUCACGUUAACGGACUUCUACCACGUGAUGACAGCAAUGGUGCCACUCUACGUGGCCAUGAUACUCGCUUACGGUUCGGUCAAAUGGUGGAAAAUCUUCUCCCCGGACCAAUGCUCCGGCAUAAACCGGUUCGUGGCUCUGUUCGCAGUCCCUCUACUCUCCUUCCACUUCAUCGCGUCCAACAACCCCUACGAGAUGAACUUCCGGUUCAUCGCGGCCGACUCGCUGCAGAAGAUCAUCGUGCUGGUGGUGCUCACCAUCUGGAGCAACGUGAGCAAGAGGGGGUGUUUGGAGUGGACGAUAACGCUGUUCUCCAUCUCAACCCUCCCCAACACGCUGGUGAUGGGCAUUCCGUUACUGAAGGGGAUGUACGGGGAGUUCUCGGGGAGUUUGAUGGUUCAGAUUGUGGUCCUCCAGUGCAUCAUCUGGUACACGCUGAUGCUGUUCAUGUUCGAGUACAGAGGCGCCAGAAUGUUGAUCUCUGAGCAGUUCCCAGACACUGGCGCCACCAUUGUCUCCAUCCACGUGGACUCCGAUGUGAUGUCGCUUGAUGGACGACAGCCCUUGGAAACCCAAGCCGAAAUCAAAGAGGACGGCAAGCUCCACGUCACCGUCAGAAAAUCCAACGCUUCCAGAUCCGACAUCUUUUCUAGAAGGUCCCAGGGCUUCUCUUCCACCACCCCUCGCCCUUCCAACCUCACCAAUGCAGAGAUUUACUCUCUCCAGUCCUCCACAAACCCCACUCCUAGAGCCUCCAGCUUCAACCACUCCGACUUCUACUCCAUGAUGGCCCCUCCUCGUAACUCUAACUUCGCUUCCAACGACGUUUAUGGCUUCUCUGCCUCCAGAGGACCAACUCCCAGACCAUCCAAUUACGACGACGAUGCUUCCAAACCCAGGCAUCAUUACCCUGCACCUAACCCUGGCAUGUUCUCCCCCAACGCACAUAAAAAUGGUCCCAAGAAGCCCAAUGGGCAGCCCCAGCCCAAGCCUGAUGAUCCAAACAAGGACCUUCAUAUGUUCGUUUGGAGUUCAAGUGCUUCCCCGGUUUCGGAUGUGUUUGCUGGACAUGAAUACGAUCAUAAAGAAGUGAAGCUAGCUGUGUCGCCCAGAAAAGUGGAGGGUAACAGGGACGGUCAAGAGGAGUACCUAGAGAAGGAUGAUUUUAGUUUUGGAAAAAGAGAGAUUGCGAAUGAGCACGAAGGUGAGAAAGUUGGGAAUGGAAAUCCAAAAACUAUGCCUCCUACAAGUGUGAUGACAAGGCUUAUUUUGAUCAUGGUGUGGAGGAAACUGAUCAGAAAUCCCAACACCUACUCCAGCCUAAUCGGUCUAGCUUGGUCACUUAUUUCAUUCAGGUGGAACGUUGAAAUGCCUGCCAUAAUUGCCAAGUCUAUUUCCAUAUUGUCAGAUGCAGGGCUUGGGAUGGCCAUGUUUAGUCUUGGUCUGUUCAUGGCUUUGCAACCGAGGAUCAUAGCAUGUGGAAAUUCCACAGCAGCUUUUUCCAUGGCCGUGAGAUUCCUUACAGGUCCAGCUGUCAUGGCAGCUGCUUCCAUUGCUGUUGGACUCAAAGGCGUUCUCUUACACGUUGCUAUUGUUCAGUCAGCUCUUCCCCAGGGAAUUGUCCCAUUUGUCUUCGCAAAGGAAUACAAUGUGCAUCCUGAUAUUCUCAGUACUGGGUAA